CGGCGGCCUGUAUCAUCCACGGCGCGCUUCUGUUGCAAAUACUGGGGUGCGAACCCAUCGGUGGACAGCCGCAGCAGGGGUCCCAAGAAGUGGAGAGAGCUACUACCAGCGCACUGCCCGCGCCACGGUUGACUCGGGACGACUCACUCGGACGAUUGCCAGACGUGCGGAUAUCUGUCGGAAGAUCUGUUGGAAGAGCGCAGUAUCUCGCUUGGAGAAGAUUUGACGAAUCCUUCUCCGUCCGCUGCUUCUGGCUCUCUCUCAGAUUGGACCGCGGUCAACCUUAACUCAAACAUGCCUGAAUGGCCCGGUACCCGCAGAUGAGUUUUCGGUUUCGCUUCCCCUUAUUUAUGGAUUUCUAGUCCGAGCACUGCAGUGCCUCUACUACGCCACCUCACGCUUCUUCGCCGUCCGUCAUGAAGCCUGAGCCCUCACGCAGAAUGCCCUCCGUCGCUGUAACAGCUACGGCUCUAUGCGCCUUCAUCCUGUUCUCGUAUAUCUUCUCCUUCCCUGGGCUCUGGAAACGUUCCAAGUAUGACUUAAGUCGACCAGAAAUCGUGACUACGUAUCCGGGUGCUUCCCCUGUCUGGGAUGUCGGAACGCUCCCGGAUGUGUCCAUGUACUUCGAGCCGACCGUUCACUACCAAAUUAACACCACCGAAACCGACGCAGAAUGGGCCGCGCUCACACCCUUCGACGACGGGAUCGUCCACGUCGGCCCGGACCGCCAGCCAUUCAUGCUCUCUGUUUUCCACCAACUUCGCUGUCUCGACAUCAUGCGCCGUGAAUACGUCUCGCGACAACCGCCUGCAGCGGAACUUGACCCGCCUUCCACGGUCGCUCUGCAUUGCCUGAACUAUAUUCGGCAAAUGGUGCUGUGUCGACGGGACACGGUGCUGGAACCAGUCGUCGAUAUAGGAGGCGCACAUGCUGUCCAGGCCUGGCGAACUCUGACAUGCAAGGAUUGGAGGAAGGUGUAUGAGGCGUACGGUGAACAACAGGUGUGUAUGCCGCCGUUGAGCUGGCUUUCCUUUGACGCUUGUUACUGCACGCUAUGGACUAAGCUCAGCCUUUAG
This is a messenger RNA of Trametes versicolor FP-101664 SS1, 1076 nucleotides long. RefSeq lists its product as uncharacterized. Lineage: Eukaryota; Fungi; Basidiomycota; Agaricomycetes; Polyporales; Polyporaceae. The transcript is spliced from 4 exons. Gene Ontology annotation, biological process: mycotoxin biosynthetic process. The coding region runs from base 417 to 1076 and encodes 219 amino acids. The record is from RefSeq and is a predicted model, not a curated record.